Molecule: messenger RNA, 2971 nt
Organism: Saccostrea cuccullata (small rock oyster)
Lineage: Eukaryota; Metazoa; Mollusca; Bivalvia; Ostreida; Ostreidae
Product: LIM domain-binding protein 2-like
Exons: 10
Coding region: 296-1444 (382 amino acids)
Biological process (GO): nervous system development; negative regulation of transcription by RNA polymerase II; positive regulation of transcription by RNA polymerase II
Cellular component (GO): transcription regulator complex; nucleus
Molecular function (GO): LIM domain binding
Source: RefSeq, a predicted model, not a curated record
UUCCCAGUGGCAAUUACCCGGAAGUAGCAAUUAUAGAUCUUCUUUUGUACCAAAAUUGUCAAUAAUUGAUAUAUUUCUGUUAAUUUCUUGUUCAGGAGGCCUCUUUUUCGUCAAAUUGUGUAGAACUGGCCAUGCUAUCCUUCACACAUUAACUGACAUUAAUGUGGAAGUCCUCCGUUUGACUAGGCCUUUGAUUGUGACAUUUGGAGUAGGGGGGCUGAGACUUACGCUGUGCUACUGUGUUCGUUGAGGUUUCGUCACUCUGGACAGGGGCGGGGCAUACCUGGGGCCGAGGAUGCCCACUGGACAGCCAAUGACUAGUCCCAUGGUGGACAGGGAGCAUGGAGGAAUGAGGCACACACCUUACAUGGGACAACCCGACUACAGAAUUCACGAGCUGAACAAACGACUACAGCAACGCAGCGAGGAGAGUGACAAUCUAUGGUGGGAUGCGUUUGCUACCGAGUUCUUUGAGGACGAUGCCAGUCUGACUCUGUCCUUCUAUCUCGAGGAUGGACCUAAGCGUUAUACCAUAGGUCGUACCCUGGUUCCUCGGUACUUUCGGAGUAUAUUUGAGGGAGGAGUCACGGAUCUCUACUACAUACUGAAACACUCCAAGGAAUCAUUUCACAACACCUCCAUCACCCUGGACUGUGACCAAGCCACCAUGAUCACCCACCACGGAAAACCAAUGUUUACAAAGGUUGUUACAGAAGGCAGACUCAUACUGGAGUUUACAUUUGAUGAUCUGAUGAGAAUAAGAUCUUGGCAUUUCCAAGUUCGCCAGCACCGAGAGUUAAUACCUAGAAGUGUUAUAGCCAUGCAGCAAGAUCCUGCAAUGGUUGAACAGAUCUCCAAAAAUAUAACAAGACAGGGGCUGACAAACUACACUCUGAACUUUCUUAGGUUAUGUGUGAUUCUGGAACCCAUGCAGGAGUUAAUGUCUCGUCACAAGGCGUAUGGUUUGAAUCCCAGGGACUGUCUCAAAACCACAUUAUUCCAAAAGUGGCAGCGUAUGGUAGCACCCCCAGGGAAGGGGAAACCAGAAAAUCCAAGACAAGCAGGAAAGAGAAGAAAGCGGAAAGCCUCGGCGGGUACCGGGGGGAGUAUGAACCCAGGAGGAGGGGGAGGGAAGAAGAGGUCACCCGGUCCCCAGGGCAUGCCCCCCUCAGCCCCAGGAGAUGUGAUGGUCGUUGGUGAGCCCACGUUGAUGGGUGGGGAAUUCGGGGACGAAGACGAGAGACUGAUAACGCGCUUGGAGAACAGUCAGUUUGAACCAAGCAACACGGAGGAGGACAGUAAAGACUUUCAAAACUCCCCCGCCCUCCAGCAGAGCCCCUGGAGUCAGGACAAAAAGACCCCCACGGGGGGAAACAGUGGUGCGGGCACCCCGGGGGCUGUGCCACCAUCAAAUUCAGAGGAGACAAAAGUCAAAGUGGAGUGAUCUCCCCUUAUGUGGAAAUCUCCUGUCACUGAAAUCAUGCAUGUCAUACCAUUUUGUGAGGGUGUCCUUCUAAAAAGUAUGCGGUCGUGUGUUGCAUUUCAGCAACUUGAAUUGUAUAAACUCUUUGUUGUAAUUUUAUGUGUACAUUAUUAUUGGAUCAAUUUUCUAUAGGGAUUUAUAUUGUUGUUUAUUUAAAACCAAACCCUAUUACAAGUAUUUUAGGAUCUGGAUAGAACUUUACAUAUUGAUAAAGUUUUAAGUUAAAAUGAAAUUGAUUUAAGAUUUCCUGGUAAAAAAACCCCCAUGUUUUUGAAAGAGAGUUUUACUGAUGUAAGAUGAAAAAAACCUCUAACAUUUACCUAUGUAAUGUUUGAUGCUAAAUAUAUGAGGUCCUGGACAGAUAAUUAUGAAGCAUUUACUCAAAAAAAUUAUCAGAGUUCAGCAACAAAAUUGCAAUAUUCUGUCUCAUGCAGAAAACUUCCAUAACUCAUCGAUUUUAUCAUGAUUUUAUAUAUGACUUCAUAAUAUCUGAGAGACAUUUCCUCACACACAUGUACAUGUAUGAAAGUUGAUAAAUUCUUCUGUUGAUGGGGGGUGCGGGAAUGAUUUUGUUAAGGAUUAAUUCCUAGAUAAACACAAUAGAAUCUCUAGUGACGUACCUGUGAAAGGCAGCUGCAAUGUUUAUCGUCAAACUACACACAUAACACAACAUAUUUCCACUCCUUCUGGUCUGAAAAUUGUUUUUCAUUAUAAUUGUCUAAAGUUUAAAGUUUUUUCUAGCCAAUGUUGCGUAAUGUUGAAAGUUUUCACAUAAGGUCGUAGGAAUGACUGCAAUAUUAUUUAUGUCACUUACUCGGAUUUUAGGGGUACAUUUUCCACCUUGAAAGAGCUACAUUACCUGCUACAAUUCUGCAUGUGUGAUUUUUUUGCUCUUUUAGGGGUUGGUGGGUGGGUGUUUAGGAUUUUUUCAUCUAGCAAAUUUUUGUUUAAAUAACUUGAAAGCAAUUUUUUUAAUGGAAGCAAAACAUAAAUUUUACUAGAUUGUUGAUGAUGUGUAGGUAAUUAAAAUUUAUAUUUAGUUAAUUAUUCUCUAUUUAUGGCUGGAGGUAAAGGUUUGCUUUAAUUUUUUUUUAAACUUCUAAAAUUUUGUAUAAUUUAAUAUUAGAUAUUUUUUGCUAUUAGUGCUCUAGGUAAUUUUACAGCCUUGCUGUAGGUAAUUUAUUUUACAGCCUUGUAGAUAAUUUACAGCUCUGCUGUUAACAUUUUUACUGUUUUGCAGUAGAUAAAUGAUAAUUUAUAUUAUUACACAGUCUUAUAAUUCAUUUUUUUAAAUGAUCCAAACACAGAUGUAUAUUAUUUAAAGAUUUGAACAUGUUACAAGUUAAUGGAUUUGAAUGAAUGGGAAUUUCAGCCUAAUUUUUUUUGUUGUGCAAGUACAUGUAUAUACAUGUUUGUAUUCUAGUGUAACAUUCAGUGUACAUAAAAUCAAUAUUUAUCAUUUUAUUUCAAUAAAGAUCUGAGACUGUG